AUGCAGAAAGCAGCAGCGUCAAAAUCUGAUCCAAAACCUUCUCAAAUUUGGCAUCCUCCAAAUAAUACGGAAGUUCAUAAUCACCACCGUGAUGAUGAUAACGAUCGUUUUUAUCAUGGAGUGAAUUUCACGACCCAGAGAGGGUUCGGGACGAAACUCAAGUCGGGGUUGAAGGAAACGUUGUUUCCUGAUGACCCCUUCAGGCAGUUCAAGAACGAGGAGAAGCCAAUGAGGAGGGUGAUGAAAGGGCUGCAAUACUUCAUCCCUAUCUUUGAGUGGCUACCAACAUACAGUUGGCGUCUCUUUUGCUCUGACUUGAUUGCUGGCCUCACCAUCUCAAGCCUUGCCAUCCCUCAAGGCAUUAGCUAUGCCAAACUUGCUGAUCUUCCUCCCCUCAUUGGCCUUUAUUCAAGCUUUGUCCCACCGUUAGUGUAUGCUAUUUUUGGGAGUUCAAGGCACAUGGCAGUGGGGACGAUAGCAGCAGCAUCAUUGCUGAUUGGUCAAACCAUACAAACCGUGGCAGACCCAGAUGAAGACCCAACCUUGUAUCUUCAUUUGAUUUUCACAACCACCUUUAUCACCGGAGUUUUCCAGGCUUGUUUGGGAAUUUUCAGGCUGGGGAUAUUGGUGGACUUCUUCUCUCAUUCUACCAUCAAUGGCUUCAUGGGAGGGACAGCAGUAAUUCUGAUCCUCCAACAACUUAAGGGGGUGUUUGGCAUGGUACAUUUUUCACAUAAAACCAACUUGGUGGCAGUGGUGAAGAGCAUCAUCGACAAUAGACACGAGAUUAGGUGGGAACCUACAGUUCUUGGUGUGGUCUUCCUAGCUUUCUUGCAAUUUACCAGAUACUUGAGGAACAAGAACCCAAAACUCUUUUGGGUACAGGCUAUAGGUCCAAUGGUGACUGUGGUAGUUGCUGGCGUUUUCACCUACCUAGUCAAGGGCCAAAAUCAUGGAAUUCAAAUUGUGGGGCAUCUAGAUAAAGGAUUAAAUCCAUUGUCCAUUCACUAUUUGAACUUCAAUGGUAAAUAUUUACCAGCAGUUUUGCAAGCUGGUCUUAUCACAGGGGUGUUAUCAUUAGCAGAAGGAAUAGCAAUAGGAAGAAGCUUUGCUGUGGCUGAUAAUUCACCUCAUGAUGGGAACAAAGAAAUGAUAGCUUUUGGUCUUAUGAACUUAUUCGGAUCUUUUACUUCCUGCUACUUGACUAGUGGACCAUUUUCGAAGACAGCAGUGAAUUACAAUGCAGGGUGUAAGACUGCGAUGGCGAAUGUGAUACAGGCAGUAAUAAUGGCAAUGACGUUACAAUUUUUGGCACCAUUAUUUGGCUACACCCCUCUUGUUGCUCUCUCAGUCAUUAUCAUAUCUGCCAUGCUCGGUCUCAUUCAUUAUGAAGAAGUCAUGCAUCUCUUCAAAGUUGACAAGUUUGAUUUUGUCAUUUGCAUGGCUGCAUUCCUUGGAGUUAUCUUCAUAAGCAUGGAUGUUGGCCUCAUGAUUUCUGUUGGACUUGGGCUUCUUAGAGCACUUUUGUACGUGGCUAGACCAUUGCCAUGCAAGCUUGGAAAGUUGCCUGAAAUAGGCUUAUACAGAGACACUGAGCAAUAUAAUGUUUCAACAUUCCGAGGGGUUAUUAUUAUUCAACUUGGUUCUCCCGUUUACUUUGCGAAUUCUAUUUAUGUCAAAGAAAGGAUUAUGAGGUAUAUUCGAAGUGAGCAAACCGCCACUGGAGAUAAUGUUGAGCACAUCAUAAUUGAUUUAUCAGGAGUGACAUCGAUUGACACAACUGCAAUUAAAGGAUUGGAUGAGAUGAUUAAAGUGUUGACAAAGAAUGGAACUAAGACAUUGUUAGUAAACCCAAGAGUGGAGGUGAUGGAGAAGCUUCUGGCAUCAAAAUUUGUUGACAAAAUUGGGAAGGAGACAUUCUAUCUAACAUUGGAUGAUGCAGUGAUGGCAAGCCAAUAUUCUCUUCGUUCAUCAAAGGAAAAUAAUAAUGGUGAAGAUGGCCUCGUUUAA
Molecule: messenger RNA, 2010 nt
Organism: Sphenostylis stenocarpa
Lineage: Eukaryota; Viridiplantae; Streptophyta; Magnoliopsida; Fabales; Fabaceae
Source: the annotation of a GenBank genome assembly